This is a messenger RNA of Photinus pyralis (common eastern firefly), 4022 nucleotides long. RefSeq names its product collagen alpha-1(II) chain-like. The coding region runs from base 2232 to 3896 and encodes 554 amino acids. Gene Ontology annotation, biological process: signal transduction. NCBI's taxonomy places the organism in Eukaryota, Metazoa, Arthropoda, Insecta, Coleoptera, Lampyridae. The record is from RefSeq and is a predicted model, not a curated record. The transcript has 11 exons.
UGGACCAACGACAAAUUAAAAAAAUUUAAUUAUGAAAGUGAAUUACAUAAAAAGGAGGCCUCCCCUGUCCAUCUUAAUUAAGAUUUCCAAAAUUUCAUCCUGCAAGACGAAAUAAACACAGCAAUAUUUAUUUGUUCAACCUUCCAGAAUUGUUCCAAAACUUCAUUCAAAGUUGAAAAUAAAAUUGAACUUCUUCUCGAGGCUUUUCUCGAGUGUUAGCGUAUUUCACCGGACCCAGUAUAGCGGUGUACAAGUAUCGUAUUCAUAUAAAAAGCAACCUGAGUUUGUCAGCUAAACGAGUUGCAAUACAAGAAACUUGGCUUCCGGGAUCCAUCAAAGCUCUAGCACAAUGAAAAUGUCCGAAUUUAUCUUUAAUUCUUAACGUAACGGUGGAGCAGAGUAACAACUGCAAGUGGUAACCGUUGAAUCCGUUGCAUUUUUUGUGGUAGAAUUUAGUGUUGUGGUAGAAGUCUGGAAACCAGAAGUUAGAAUACUGUGAAGUGAGGUGCAAUAAAUAGUGGUGUUUGUGAAAUUUAAAAUACCGUAGCCAGACGAUAAACAAUUAAAACAUAAGCGAUGGCGUUUAACUAAUGCAUGACGCUAUUGGGGUUGUAGCAACGAAUGCCACUGGGAAGAACUGCUUUGCGAGUUAAUAAAUCCAAGUAACCUCUAGAUAAUAUUUAAUAUUAUAAGAACGAAAUCCCAAGCAUCUUUCAAUUUUAGUCAUUUCAAGACGUGAUUUCGCCCUCGAUUUCGAUUUACGUAAUUCACCACUUGAUUCCACAAUUAAACCGGGAAUAUUCUGGAUUUCAUUCCAACACGGCGUCUCGAGUGAUCUAUGAUGGUUAUAUCUAUCCAAUAAAGCUUGAACGGAUAUAUCCUAAUUGUCAUCAAACGUAGGAAUAGUUUUUACAAUAUUUAGAGGUACAACUAUUAUCUAAAAAAUUAUAUUUUCCGUAAUUGCAACGAAUCACGGAGGUUUCCGUUAAAUUUAGGUAGCGAUACUCUGUUUAGUAGAAAGCGGACACUAUCAGAGCUUGUUUCAAAACUCCGCUGGUAGACAAAACAUAAUUCGUCGACUGUAAUUAAAAGUACCUAUUGGGAUAGCUUUACCGUAAAUGCCAUAGUUCAAUUUCUACAUUAAGUCAAGUAAUUUCGCAUUAACCUGACAGAACGACGUUUUUUGAAGAGAACUUCGUAUAACUAAUUCAAAACGUUUGGCGUCCAAAGUGCCCUAGUAAUUCACAUAAACGCUAUCGUAUGAAUUUCACAUUGGCUAUCGAUAUUUCUUCAUAUUUAUAUCAUUUCUCUGAUUCUCGCUACCGUAGGUAAGUGUUUGAUUUUUACAAACGAGGGCAGAGGCAUAAUGAUCGAAGCAAUGAUGCGAAUAAGAGCGAAUUAAAUUUGGUCGCCUGGUUCAAGACUUUGUAAAUGCUGCUAGACCAGUUUGUAACUCCGUUUUUCCAUUACUCUUGUUUGUCAGCAAACCAUUGUUUCAAAGUAGCAAAAAUAGUGGUUAUUUUGGUACAAUUGUUGACAAAACUUUGUUGUAAAUGUAAUAAAUUAAUGAGGAUAAUCUUUGUUUUCUUUAAAGCAAUUUGUAUAAUGAUAAUUACGGAUGACUCCUAGAACAUGGUUCAGCUCAAAUUGGAAAGAUUCCAUGCCGACAAUCCCUUUGAUCUUUACCGCGUUCGCCAUUGCGUUUCCAUAUCCUUAAAUUGGAAUACCGAUCUUGAGGCGACAAUCAUGACUGCCUGAAAAGUAUUGCGUACAAACUGGAAGUCACCUAUUUCAGACAAUUUCGCUUUAAUCGGUUUUCAAAAGAGCUAUUUUAAUUAGAUAAUAAUUAUGGCGACGUAACUGUGUAUCAAAUACGCUUUCUAUUAAAUUUUAUUAUAGCAAUUAGACAUGUUUAAUAGAUCAUAGCCUUUGGUCCUUUGUCCAUCAAUAGAUAGCAGUAUGUCCUAACUGAAAUCGUUUACAAACUAUUUCUUCUAGUUAAACUUAUCCUAUCCACAAUUUUGCAUCUUCAAGCCAGCGGAUGAAUUGGGAUGCAGGUUGAAGUCACAGUUGUAUUGUGUAAUAAAUGUCUUAUCAAACCUUUUCAAUGACGUGUAAGCAUAAUUUAUACAUUAUUCACGGUAUUGAUAAAUUCAUCCGGGGGGCACAUCAUUUAAAUACGUUUGGAAGUGAUAAUUGUUGAUAAAUCCCUUCAACUCGGUGAGCUAAAGAUGAGCGCCAUUCAAUCAAAUAAGUUAAUCUUGUUCACGUCAUGUUUUGUGAUCGCAAUGUUAUUGUUAGAGAUACUAAUAGGUUUUUUCAUAUACAAAUCGGUUCAAAACGAUGUGCAAAACAGUGUGACUAGGAAAUGUGUUAGCAAAGAAGAAUUCAGGCAGUUGAUAUACGACAAAGAAAACUGGAGACGAUUUUGUGACGUCGUUUACAUUAAAAGCCGAAAGCGUAGGGCAGUAGCGCCAUUCAAAAAACGAGUGGGUCCUCCAGGUCCUCCCGGGCCGCCGGGUCCUCCCGGUCCAACCGGACUCGAUGGUCCUACAGGAGUUUCUGGUCCACCCGGCCCACCUGGUCCUGCCGGACAAAGUAUUGAAGGACCAAUGGGACCCCCCGGUUUGCAAGGUCCAAGUGGGUUACCAGGUAGCGUAGGACCAGUAGGCCCACCUGGAAAUGCGGGAUUUCCUGGUAUCGCAGGGAUGGAUGGAAUCCCAGGCCAGAAAGGUGAAAAUGGGCACCGUGGAAGCGACGGAGUACCUGGGGCCAAGGGGGAUAAAGGAGAGCAGGGCUUUUCAGGAUUGCCUGGACUACUUGGUCCAAGGGGAGUCGAAGGGCCAAAGGGCGAUAAAGGAGAGGUCGGAUGGGUAGGUGCUAAAGGCGAUCAUGGAGUGAAAGGGGAACCAGGUGUAGUCGGACAACCCGGGGAACGGGGUGCUCGUGGUAGUACCGGACUGCCUGGGGAGCGUGGCCCGAAAGGCGACCCGGGACCAGUUGGUCCACCUGGAUCGCCAAGUAAAUGUAAUUCGUGCAAAGAGGAGCUCGACGAUAUUGGAAUUGAAAACAGUUUAACCGAAGAUACCAUCAGAUUCGCACGUGCAGACUGCGUAUCACUUACAAUUGGAAAAAAAGAGUAUUUUGGCUCUGCCGACGAAUCUUAUACAGCAUUUAUGAUCGAUUCCAAUCCUCCCAAAGAGUCUGACUUUGGCCGAUUUUGGGCAACUACCCACGACAAUACGCAGCUACUGGAAUUUCAGGACGCAACCAUGCUAACCUUGAAUAACCCGUCAAGGAUUCAUAACCUCGAGAUACCCGUCGAUGGUAACUCGCUCGUAGUACAUGAUGGAUUUCUAUUUUACAAAAUGAGUGGAAUACCCAAAAUCAUUAGAUACGAUCUCAGAAAUGAUGUGACUGCUUCGCUUUUGAUUCCAGGAUUCGAAAACUGCAAAAUGAAGCCUUUGUAUCUAAGUGGUAACAACUACGUUGAUUUUAGCAUUGACCAAAACGGUCUGUGGGCUAUCUUUUCUCGCGCAGAUUCGGAUUCUACCAUAGUCAUGAAAAUUGAUCACUAUGAUAUGAGUGUCGUGUAUACGUGGGAAGUGCCGCUAAACAAUAAACACGUUAUUGAUAUGUUUAUCGCAGCUGGAACCCUUUACACUCUCCAAUUUUCUCCAACUUUCGAAAUUGAAAUAAACUUGACGAUCAACUUUCUCUCAAGGAAUGUCACAGAAUUGCAUAUUCGAGGAAUUGAACAAACCGGCGGUAUUACUGCGGUCACGUACGAUUACAAAAAUGAGCAACUUUUAAUUGUCGAUGGUAGAAAAAGAAUUAUUUAUCCAUUCUAUUGUGAUGAUCAAGGAAUACUGCCUACUUAUGUGCGAUCGGAGUAGUACAUGAUUUAAUUAUUUAAAAGGGCCAGUUCGUGUUCAGUUUAAGUAAUUAAGGAGUCACAGAUUACCUUUUCAUAAUUUUAUGGGAUUUUUUAACAAAUAAAUAAAUAUUUCUUGUUUUCUGAA